Messenger RNA from Mercurialis annua (annual mercury), 1471 nucleotides. RefSeq names its product homeobox protein knotted-1-like 7. Gene Ontology annotation, biological process: regulation of DNA-templated transcription. Gene Ontology annotation, molecular function: DNA binding. The transcript is spliced from 5 exons. The record is from RefSeq and is a predicted model, not a curated record. The coding region runs from base 409 to 1272 and encodes 287 amino acids. Lineage: Eukaryota; Viridiplantae; Streptophyta; Magnoliopsida; Malpighiales; Euphorbiaceae. Gene Ontology annotation, cellular component: nucleus.
CUUCACUUUUAAUUUUUCUCUUCAACAAAUUAUUAUAAAUCCCGAUCAAUCUUUUGUCACCUGUUUUUCAUGCUGAUUUAUGAAUCAUCAUUCAUCUUUUUAUAGCUCUCUGCUGUGUUCAUCAUAUGUAAGAAUUUUUUUUACAAAUUUCUGCAAAUUUUCAGACUGUGGUGCAGAAAGUUUAGUGUCUCAGAUCCCAAAAUACACAUACUUUUUCUUUUCUUCGUAACAAGAAACCACUGUUCUUUCUCUCUCACACUGUAUCACUGUCUUUUUUUUUCUUCUUUUUUAAGUGGUCCUCAUCAAUUGCUUUAAUUCUUUAUAAAUUUUAGAGAGUAAACCAAGAACACUAUAUUGAUUGAGUUUGUAAAAUACAAAAUUAUAUUCUAAUACUUUGGUGUGAUAGUAAUGCAAGAACCGAACGCGGGCAUGAUGGGCGGUGGAGGAGAUAUGACCGGAGGUCAUGAUCAGAGCCGCCAGUUAAAGGCGGAGCUAGCUAAUCAUCCGUUAUAUGAACAGUUAUUAGCAGCUCACGUGUCGUGUCUUCGUGUUGCUACACCGAUUGAUCAGUUGCCUCUGAUUGAUGCUCAGUUGUCUCACUCUCAUCAUCUUCUUAGGGCUUAUGCUUCUCAGCAAUAUUCUCAUUCUCUCAAUCCCCAUGAAAGGCAAGAACUUGAUAAUUUCUUGGCACAGUAUUUGAUAGUAUUGUGUAGCUUCAAAGACCAGCUGCAACAGCAUGUCAGAGUCCACGCCGUCGAAGCAGUCAUGGGUUGCCGGGAAAUUGAAAACACUUUACAAGCUUUAACUGGAGUGACUCUGGGUGAAGGCACAGGUGCAACCAUGUCGGAUGAUGAGGAUGACCUGCCAAUGGAUUUUUCAUUAGAUCAACCAGCUGGUGAUGGGCACGACCUCAUGGGAUUUGGUCCUCUGCUUCCAACAGAAUCUGAACGGUCCUUGAUGGAGAGAGUUCGACAGGAGUUGAAGAUUGAACUCAAGCAGGGAUUUAAAUCGAGAAUUGAAGAUGUGAGGGAGGAAAUAUUAAGAAAAAGAAGAGCCGGAAAACUUCCCGGUGACACAACCACAGUCCUCAAAAAUUGGUGGCAGCAACACUCUAAGUGGCCUUACCCUACAGAAGAUGACAAGGCAAAACUGGUGGAGGAAACAGGAUUGCAGCUGAAGCAAAUCAACAACUGGUUUAUCAAUCAAAGGAAGAGAAACUGGCACAGCAAUUCUCAAUCUGUGACAUCUUUGAAAUCCAAGCGCAAAAGGUAGACAAAAUAAAUGUCUGUGAUUUUGAUUGGUGUUUGGGGUAAAUACUACUUCUGCUAACAGCCACAUUUGUAAUCAAUGCCAAUGCAACUCUACAAUUAAGCUCACUUACACCUAAGCUUGUAAAUUCAUAUCCCUUAACAGGGUCAAAAAGAUACUUGUCUUUCACUUUUACUUUUAUUUCACAUAGUAUUUAGUUGUU